Trichophyton benhamiae CBS 112371 is the source of this 1050-nucleotide messenger RNA. RefSeq lists its product as uncharacterized. The transcript has a single exon. The coding region runs from base 1 to 1050 and encodes 349 amino acids. Lineage: Eukaryota; Fungi; Ascomycota; Eurotiomycetes; Onygenales; Arthrodermataceae. The record is from RefSeq and is a predicted model, not a curated record.
AUGGACUGUCCCGGCGGAACUUGUGCCUUACCCAGCUCCACGCGAGAGGAAAAGCGCAAAGACUACGAAACAGACCCAGCCAACGCGCAGGAGACAUGGGAAAACCUCCGCAACGCCAUCGGUGGGGUAGGAAGGGGAUAUUUCAGUGACGACUUUAAAGUGGUGGAGAUAGAGAGCCAGCUGCACGAUAUCUGGGACGAGCUCAUUCAUGCAGUGAAGAUCACGCCAGCCACCAGUGCCGAACUUGAUCGACUUGUCACGUUGGUAUCGGAAACCCGUGAGUUAGGGAUCUUCACUCAGAAUCAGGCAGACAGAGAAGCUGCGCCGGAGCGCGAGGCAGUGACAUUGCCCAACGGACAAAGGCUAUGGAUUGAUCUCCCUUACCUGGCGCAGGAGGUGAAGGAUUCGUGGACCAAGGAGUCUAUGGGAUUCACACCAACAGAGCGAGAGAGCGUUGCUGCGUGGACGGCAAAGUUGUGUGCGACAGGUAUCUGUCCGAAGGAUCUCAGCCGCUGUGCAUUGUGGUUAUUCAAGCAGGCUCUCGAAACUGACAGGCCAGUCACGGAGGAUGGACAGGACGACAAGGCUCGUCCUACCGUCCACGACCUCCUACCCGCGUGUCUGGCUUGGCUGAAGCAUAGCAACAGCAAGCUGGUCAAGCUCUCACAGGAGAAUUACACAGCAACACACGCUUCCGGUGGUGGUAUCAACAGUGAGGAGGACAACGAUAAUAGUAUGACUGUGCCGGGUGACCUUGCGGUGCAGGCGGGUGUUACCCAGCCCGGAUUUAGUAUUGAGCGCUGGCUCUUCUGGAGACAGCGAUUCAAAGACCUGUAUAGAUCUGGGGUGCCGCCAGUCGCCAAGCUGGCUCGGUCGUGUUUUGAAGCGGCUAUCUUCUCUGGCAUGGACAUUGGCCUGAAGAUCCCGGGAGAAAAGGUCUAUCUCAGCAGACUAUUUGAGGCACUGGACAAGGAGGUCGAGACGAGGGAGUUCAAGGAGUGCGUCGGCGCUGAAGACAUAGACAUCGACAUGGACUGGGACAAGGAGUAG